This is a messenger RNA of Fragaria vesca subsp. vesca, 715 nucleotides long. Its product is annotated as transcription factor TRY-like. The transcript has 3 exons. Lineage: Eukaryota; Viridiplantae; Streptophyta; Magnoliopsida; Rosales; Rosaceae. Gene Ontology annotation, cellular component: nucleus. Gene Ontology annotation, biological process: cell differentiation. The record is from RefSeq and is a predicted model, not a curated record. The coding region runs from base 275 to 565 and encodes 96 amino acids. Gene Ontology annotation, molecular function: transcription cis-regulatory region binding.
CACAAACAGUCAGCAUUUUCUAGUUUGUUGGCAUGGGCAGUGUUUGUAGUCUAAUACUGUUUACAAACUUUUUGGUUGUAGCAUCUGCUUCAAGAAUUAUGCCCUUUUAUAAAUUUAUCUGGAUUCAGCUCUAGCACACCUAUAUUUAUAAUAUUGUAUAUCUAUCAUAUCUCUUAUCACCUCCAGUCCUCCCCAAGCUGUCCUAACCUAACUUCUACUGUAUAUUUCUGGUUUAUCAUAUUCCUUUUAUCUUUCUUUCUCUAUACCAAGGUUGAUGCAAACAAUGGACAAAUGUCGUCGUAAACGACCCAAAAUCACUACUUCCGAUCAGUCUGAAGAGGUUGUCAGCAAUGAAUGGGAAUUCAUUCAUAUGAGUGAGCAAGAAGAAGAUCUCAUCUACAGAAUGUAUAGACUCGUAGGAGAAAGGUGGGACUUAAUAGCUGGUCGGAUUCCGGGUCGAACAGCAGUAGAAUUGGAGAGGUUUUGGAUAAUGAGACAUUCUGACAUGUUUGCUGAGAAACGAAACAGGUAUAACAAAGAAAACUCAAAAACUGUUCUGCAUUGAACUUUCAAUGGAUUUGGAUAGUCGACUUCUCUUCCCAUGGUUCUGUGGCUUCUGAUUUUGUGCAGUGAUUGAUGUAUUUCUCACUGCAGUUCUUAGCAACUGUCUUGCAAAAACUUGUAAAUUAAAUGGCAAAGGUAAUGUUCAUGAAUC